AUGUCCAACCAAACCACCGAGACUGAGUUCCUUCUCCUGAGCUUCUCUCAGGCGCGAGAGCUGCAGAUGUUACACUUUGUGGUGUUUCUAGGGAUUUUCCUGGCAGCCCUGAUGGGGAACCUCCUCAUUAUUACAGCUGUAGCCCUGGACCACCAUCUUCACACCCCCAUGUACUUCUUCCUGAUGAAUUUGUCCAUAAUAGACCUCGGAUCCAUAUCCGUCACUGUCCCCAAGUCCAUGGCCAAUUCCCUACUGAACACCAGGUCGAUUUCUUAUUCUGGUUGCGUUGCCCAAGUCUUUCUCUUCAUUUUCUUCACUGCGGUUGACUUUGCUUUUCUCACCAUCAUGGCGUAUGACCGCUACAUCGCCAUCUGCAAACCACUGCACUAUGAGUCUCUGAUGAACAGGAGAGCUUGUAUUGAAAUGGCAGCCAGUGCUUGGAUCAGUGGUAUUUUCUGCUCUGCAUUGCACACUGGGAACACAUUUGUGUUAACCUUCUGUGGAGGCAACAUGGUGGAUCAGUUCUUCUGUGAAAUCCCCCAGCUACUCAAGCUCACUUGCUCUGACUCAUAUCUCAAUGAAGUUGGGAUUAUUGCCUUUUUUGCAUGUUUAACUAUAAGUUGCUUUCUUUUCAUAAUUGUAUCAUAUGUUCAGAUCUUCACCACGGUGCUGAGAAUCCCCUCUGAGCGUGGCCGGCAUAAAGCCUUCUCCACCUGCCUCCCUCACCUCAUUGUGGUCUCCUUGUUUGUUUGCAUUGGCACCUUUGCCUAUGUUAAGCCACCCUCCAGCUGUCUAUCAGGUCUGGAUCUUGUGGUGGGUGUGCUCUAUUCCGUGGUGCCACCAAUCAUGAAUCCAAUCAUCUACAGCAUGAGGAACAAGGAAAUUAAAGGUGCUCUGAGGAAACUUAUUCUUGGUUAA
Molecule: messenger RNA, 918 nt
Organism: Terrapene triunguis (Three-toed box turtle)
Lineage: Eukaryota; Metazoa; Chordata; Testudines; Emydidae
Product: olfactory receptor 14A16-like
Exons: 1
Coding region: 1-918 (305 amino acids)
Biological process (GO): G protein-coupled receptor signaling pathway
Cellular component (GO): membrane
Molecular function (GO): olfactory receptor activity; G protein-coupled receptor activity; odorant binding
Source: RefSeq, a predicted model, not a curated record